Anoplopoma fimbria (sablefish) is the source of this 4518-nucleotide messenger RNA. RefSeq names its product NAD kinase a (gene nadka). The coding region runs from base 264 to 1553 and encodes 429 amino acids. The record is from RefSeq and is a predicted model, not a curated record. Lineage: Eukaryota; Metazoa; Chordata; Actinopteri; Perciformes; Anoplopomatidae. Gene Ontology annotation, molecular function: NAD+ kinase activity. The transcript is spliced from 12 exons. Gene Ontology annotation, biological process: NADP+ biosynthetic process; NAD+ metabolic process.
UGGUCGGUGGGAACCCGGAAGGGCUGAGCGGAGUGUUGACAGUGAGCUGGCGUCGCCGUGUUGUCCGCUGAAGGGAUGGCCGGGCUCUGAUCCGCUCGGCUCCAGACUAACGCUGUCAGGGGACGGGUACGGGGUGAUGUCAGGCUCUGUGUCACAUAUGCACAACUACUUCACCUGCUAACUAGCUUAGCAUUAGCGCAGGCAGCUGACGGCGAGGAGCGACACACUGUGCGAAGCUAAGGUAGCUCACCUGGCUGUGGGAGAUGGACGGUGGAGAAGCUGCCCCCACCCCGCACUGCUGCUCCACCUGUGACGGAGGGGAGGUCUCCGGACGCAGCCUGGCCCGACGGGGCAGCAGGAAGACCCGCAGCCUGAGCACCUCCUCUGCUGCCAGCUCCUCUGACUACAGGAGGCCUCAGUCACUUCAUGGACCAAGCCCUGUGACCACAUUCGGCCCAAAGGCAUGCAUGCUCCAGAAUCCACACACAGUAAUGCACAUUCAAGACCCCGCCAGCCAAAGGCUGACGUGGAACAAGCCACCAAAAAGUGUCCUUGUCAUCAAGAAGAUACGAGAUGCCAGUCUGCUUCAGCCUUUCAAGGAGCUCUGCAAAUUCCUCACCGAGGUGAAAGACUUGAUUGUUUAUGUGGAAAAGAAAGUUCUGGAGGACCCAGCCAUAUCAGACGAUGAAAAUUUUGGGGCCAUUACUAAGAAAUUCUGCACUUUCAGAGACGAUCUUGAUGACAUCUCCAAUCGCGUAGACUUCAUCAUCUGUCUUGGUGGAGAUGGAACUUUGCUGUAUGCAUCUUCGCUCUUCCAGGAGAGCGUUCCACCAGUUAUGGCCUUUCACCUUGGCUCUCUGGGUUUCUUGACACCUUUUAAAUUUGACACCUACCAGCCUCAGGUCACCCAAGUAAUUGAAGGUAAUGCUGCCAUCGUCCUGCGAAGUCGCUUGAAAGUCCGGGUGCUUAAAGAGAACUGGGAGAAGAAGGCCAGAGUCGACGAAAAGUGCAUCAUCCUGACUAAUGGGGACAUUGAAAGCAGUCGGAAAGCCGUGCAGUAUCAGGUACUGAACGAGGUGGUGGUGGACAGAGGACCCUCCUCAUAUCUGUCCAAUGUCGACCUCUUCCUGGACGGACACCUCAUUACCACAGUGCAGGGAGACGGUGUGAUCGUAUCCACACCAACAGGUAGUACAGCGUAUGCAGUGGCAGCAGGAGCCUCCAUGAUCCAUCCCAACGUCCCAGCCAUCAUGAUAACCCCCAUCUGCCCACACUCGCUCUCCUUCAGACCCAUCGUGGUGCCUGCCGGGGUGGAGCUCAAGAUAAUGCUGUCACGUGACGCGAGGAACACAGCCUGGGUGUCAUUUGACGGAAGAAAGAGACAAGAGAUCUGCCACGGAGACAGUAUUACCAUCACCACUUCCUGCUUCCCUGUUCCCUCCAUCUGUUUCCGGGACCCGGUCAAUGACUGGUUCGAGAGCCUGGCUCAGUGUUUGCACUGGAAUGUGAGGAAGAAGCAGAACUACCUCAGCUCAGAGGACGAGGAGUUCUGAAGGACAAGGCAUCCUCAAGGUCUUCUCUAAAGUCUCACGGACUCCUAAAUCUUGGUUUAAGCUCGACAGUGCUCUGCUCUGUUUUGUAUUUUAUGGAUAGGUCUCACCAAACUCCAUUCAGAAUCGUCUGUCGUAAUAACGUUGCCCACAUGUAUUGAAAUUGUUCCGUCGUAAUAUUCCAAGUGAUUGGGCCAAACAGCAUUUUGCUGCACACCUCUAUGUUGUACUUUGUUGGAAUAAAUGUGUGCAAUUCAUUUAAAUUAGUAAUUUAAAUGAAUAAAUAGUGAAAUACUUAAACCAAUGCAUUCUGUAAUAACUUCAAAAAACUUUAAUCACUAUUUUAAAAUUAUAUUUAAUCAUUCUUGAUUUUAUAGUAAGUUUUAUUUAUUUAAUUUUUAGUUCAAAACGCCUGUCUGUUUUUAAUUUAUAAUUACCCAGAUCCUCCCGACAGUCUUCACAGCAGCUAACAAACUAUGACCGCUAGCUCAGCGUUUUUCUCUUCCCUAUCCCGAUCGGGCUUGACCUGAUCUGCCGGGUUCGAGCUGGGUUGGGAUGUGUUUUCUCAGAAUUCCAUCUUGAUCCGGACCAUCGGGCCAGGUUCAUGCCACUUUCCCAGAGUUUCAUUGCUUUAUUUUUUCAAUGCAGACCUUAUAGUCUGUGCUGAACAUUUGGUAGGUCAAGACACAGGUCAAGUCGGAGAUUGUGUUACAAAUGUCUGUUACCACACUGAAGACACUUGACCAGUUAACUUGAGCUUGAAAUACUAUAUUAUAGGAAGUUUAUCUACAAAGGUGAGGAGGCAGAGACUGGUGACUUCUCCAAUGUUGAUUGAUGACAUUUUUAAAUAAGUGUCAUUUAGAAAAAUGCUUGUUAGACAUAUACAGCCGACAAUUGAAAAUGGGCAUUUUGAGAUAAAAUUAAAAAUAACUGAAAAUAAGAAAUGAGGAAAUAACAUUUCAUAAAAAUGUGUUGGUUUUUAAUAAUAAUAAUAAUAAUAAUAAUAAUAAUACAAAAUCACAAUAUUGGACACUUUAAGGUUUCAUAGAAUUUCAAUCUAAAUGUUGUCUAAUUAAACUACUCAGAGAACCGGGGUUACACAAGUAACUUAACAAAGUUUGUAUGUUAGAGGUAUGCAACAUUAAUGAUUCUCUGCUCAGGUAGCCGCUACUCCACUUUACAUAGCAAACAGCUGUUUGCUGCUAUAUUAAUGUUCAGAAAGUUAAAUAUAGAUCUUUAAUAAGUCUGUAGAAAACCUCAGAAGAUUUUAUGUCAUGUUCUAAUGUGUGAGCACGUUAAAAUGUUGACUAUUUGAAUGGAGUUUGGCCCCACUGUUGGUCCAGGAUUGUCCCUGUGUGUUUUCCUUCUGCAUGCCUUGCAAACUGGCCUUUUGAAAUCAAAUGUGUUUUAACGAGUAAUCAGAAGGAAUUUCAAGGCUUGGGAUGAACUUGGACUGAAGCUCUGAAGGUCAGUGGUGGAUGGCAGUCAUUGCAUUACUCUUGAUGGCCUGUUUUGGCACUUUUUAGUCUUUAAGGUGGACGGCAGGGACUCAUCUACUACUUUAUGAACAACAAAUUAGUUCUUUCAGUAGAGGUUAAGGAUUUUCUAAAGAAAUAUAAUUCUAAAACAUCUGGUAAAUCAAACAUACAUGAAUUCUGUUAAAUCGGAGCAGGAAAAACUAAUGUAAUGUCAUGAAUGAAUGACAAAUGUUGUCUUACUCAUUUUUAAGGUGCAUCCUGGGGAAAAUCAGAUUUACAGUACAUCUACUUGGCAAUAGUGACCCAAAUGUACAGACUGUGCCUUAAACACUGAUAUCAUUAAUUUAUAGAAAUGUAAGUUUGCAAGGUUUAUGUCAUUGUGAUGAUGUAAUCACACACUUGCACAGAUGUGUGAUUUGUGCAUUUUCAUUGUAGCCACUUGCUGACUGUUGUCGUUGCUGUCUGCUGCACAUGACACUUGAUUGACUAUUUGGCUUAUUUGGUAUGCGUCACAUAAUCUCUGUUCCGCAGUCAUGUAGUCAAUGCGUUUGAAGAUAUGUCAACAAUGCAAGAAGGUGAUAUUCAUUCCAGCUCCGAUUUCUUCAGUGUCUUUUUAACGUCUGUUUUCUAAAAUGCCGUCUAAGCCAUAGCUGAGCUCUGUGUAGGUUUUAUAGACCAAUGUCUGUGGGCUGUGGGUGAUUUAAGGAUUUGUUUUCUCUGUGUAUUUCUUUUAGACUUUUGUCAGUUCGCUACCGUCUGCCACUGUGUAGUCUUUGCUGAAAACUUGUGGCCUACCAUACAUAUCUGUUAACAUAUGUUUUUCUAGAUGUUAAUAUAUAUAAAUUGGCUCAACAGAUUGUGUCGGGUCGAACACAUGAAGGUGGUGUCACCUGUUGUAACUCAAGUGGACCAACUGAGCUCUAAAAGGCAAUCAUUCCAUAUCUCUGAGUACUUGUAUAUAUUGUAUGUGAUGCUUGAAUAAGAUGUAUUUUGUAAAGUCACUAUGUUUAUUAAUCCGUUUACAAUGUAUCAUUGCUGAAAAUAAAUCUAUUUGAUACUUUUUUACAUUAAUAAGCUCUAUAAUUAAUUAUUUUUGUCGCCCAAUAAGUCUGUGUAAGUCUGGCUACAUUUUUCAAAAACUUGUAAUUUAUCAGAAGUACCUGUAGUACAGUGAAGUACUUGUACAUUCAAAUGGUCAUUGAAGGUCAUUCAAAAUAAUUUCCAGGAGAACUUGAAAUCUAUUUUUCUGGAGUUCUUUAAUCCAUGUGUCAAAACGGAUAAUGGAAAAGGACAUGGUUUGUUUCCAGUGUUGGUCUCAGCUGUUAAGCCCCAUUAAACCCUCAAAAAACAGCUUUGACUUCUUUUUUCUAUGAAGCAGUGUCAACUCUUCUCUCAAAGUGCUUUACACUUUUGUAACUCUGACUUUUGUAUUUGUAAGUUUGUUUCUAAUAUUAAUCCUGUAUUUUUUUUCCAGAGCACUUUAAUAAACA